GUUUCUUCUUUUAGAAUGCCACGUCGGGUUGGAUACAGGGGCCGGGUGGGGUACAGGGGGAGGACAGGGUAUCGUCAUGUCAACAGGAGAAAUCGAUACUACAGUUCCUACUACCAAGGGUACUACACAUAUAACAGAUAUGGGCUUGGUCGCCGUCGAUCCUAUCCAUGGAUAAGAGACCUAGAGGAGAUGUCUGCCUCCUCGAGGAGACGACGAGAGAGGAUCACAAGAGAAAGGGAGGAAAGUGAGGAGAGACGACCUUCAUCUUCUGACAGGAGGGAGGAGGAAAGAAGAGAGAAAGAAAGAGAAAGAAGAAGGAAAGAAGAAGAAAGACUAGAGAAAGAAAGAAAAGAAGCUGAAGAAUUACUGGAGAGAAUGAAAGAAAAGGAGAAAAAGGAAAAAGAAGAGCGAGAAAGGUUGGAAAGGGAGCGAGCUAGUAAGAGACCUCUAAACAUUAAGGAUAUAGACUUUGACAUCCAGAACAACUGUAAGGCCCACCACACAGAGAAGUUUGAGCUGACACAGCUUCCAGAGGACAAACGAGAGCUCAUUGUCCGCAGAGGGCAGGAAUUCAAUAUCAUCCUAAAACUGAACCAGGAAUAUGAUAAAACAAAACAUGAUCUGGUUCUUCACUUUAAGACAGGGGCAAACAGCCAUUUCACUAAUGGAACUGAUGUCACCAUGGUAGUGGAUGAAAGUGGUCGAAAGAGCACAGAUCCAAACACCUGGCACACUCGCCUGGCCAGUCAGGAUAAGACUUCCGUCACUGUGGGAGUGUGGGCCCCGGCUAACUGUAUCAUAGGAGAGUGGUCGCUCUUCAUCUCAGCUGAGAGCAAAACACGGGGAUACAAGGUCCACGAGGAUGAGUAUGAGUGUCCCGCUGACAUCAAUAUUCUCCUGAAUCCUUGGUGUAAAGAUGACCUUGUAUAUAUGAAGAACACUGACUUGUUAGAAGAAUAUAUACUGAAUGACCAGGGUGCAGUUUUCCAAGGCAGUUCUGAUAUGAUUGGGGCAAAAGUCUGGAAUUUUGCUCAGUUUGAAGAGGGAAUUUUGGAGGUGUGCUUUGCCCUGCUGAGGAAAUCUCAUGGUUAUACUGUAGGACCUCACAUGUCUAACCCAGUAACCAUUGCCAGAUCUAUAUCUGCCAUUAUAAACUCUAAUGAUGAUGAUGGAGUAUUGGUUGGUAAUUGGUCUGGUGAUUACUCAGAUGGUAAGAGUCCUACAUCGUGGAUAAACAGUGCAGACAUUCUUCUGCAGUAUGCCCGAUCAAAAGGUGAAGCCGUCAAAUACGGGCAGUGCUGGGUAUUCUCCGCAGUGGUAACUACAGUAUGUCGAGCCAUUGGUCUGCCUUGUAAGAGCGUGACCUGCUUUGACUCAGCCCAUGACACUGAUGGAAGCACAACAAUUGAUGCCGUGUUCUCAAGAAAUAGUGAAGGGAUGCUUGAAAAAGAUGAAAGAAGAUCAAAUGAUUCGAUCUGGAAUUUCCAUGUGUGGAAUGAGGUAUGGAUGGCUCGACCUGACCUUGAGGAUGAGUACAAUGGCUGGCAGGUGAUUGAUGCCACACCACAGGAGUUAAGUAAUGGAAUCUACUGUUGUGGACCAGCUCCAGUGGCGGCCAUUAAGACUGGCAACUGUAAGAUGAUGUACGACCUUCCUUUUGUUUUUGCUGAAGUGAACUCAGAUCACAUCAGAUGGGAGUAUGUUAACAAACAUACAUGGAUCAACAUGGGUACAAACACAUCUGCGACUGGAACAAAGAUCUACUCCAAAAAGCCUGAUGGUAAACCUUACACAGAAUCACUGACCAUUUCUCGGUGGUUAAAAGAUGUUCCCCAUGACGUGACUUCAGACUACAAGUUCCCAGAAGGGUCAAGAGAAGCCCAAAGAGCGGUUGAUAAUGCUGCCCAGUCUUCUGUGGUACACCGAGGGAAACCAAGUCCCAAAGAUGUGACAAUAGAAUUUGUGAAGACUGAUGGAAUAAUGGUAGGACAAGAUUAUUCCUUGGAGUUUAAAAUUACCAACACCAGCAGUCAAAAAAGAGAUAUCUCCAGGUUACAUUUAGAGCUCUACUCCAAAUUUUACACAGGAGAAAUCAAAUCCAAAAUCUUCUUCAAACCUCUCGCAGGCUUCACAUUGAAGGGAAAAGAAAGCAAAACACUAAAGGAGAAUGUACCCUCCAGUGUCUAUCUUAACAAAAUAGCAGAACAAGCCAAUAUGGAAGUCAUCAUCUCCGCCACAGUUACUAGGGGAAAUAAUAGCACAGAAAACAUAGUCAAUGUUGACAACUUCAGAUUAAGAAGGCCAGACAUUGAAAUCAAAAUACCCAGUAGCUGUAAGAAGGGAGAAGAAAUUACAGCUCAGCUCAGCUUUAAGAACUUUUUACCUGUUCCAAUGACCAAGUGUGUUUUAUAUUUAGGUGGAGCAGGAUUUGAAAAAAUAAAGGAAAUUCCACAGAAAGAUGUCCCCGCUCACUCUGAAUGGAGCCUCUCUGUUAAGGUCAAAGCCAGGAGAGCUGGUAUGGAACAGUUCUCCGCGACUUUUGACAGUCUGGAAGUACCGGACAUCUCUGGCAGAGCUGAAGUCCAGGUCAAAAUUAAAAAUGACCUUAGAAAAGUUGUAACUUGUAUACAUGGAGAGAGAGAGAGCGAGAGAGAGAUCUAUAUUGCCUUUCAGUUCCCAUUUUCUUCCUGCUUCCCCGACAUGAAACGUUUUCAAAAUACUUACAGGAUGUAUACAAGACUUUAUCGGAGUGGAAUUUUCACCCCAUUGCCCACCGAAAGCACUCAUGAAUGCGAGGAACCGACAGUUUCGCGGAAUAUUGCCACAUACGGGCCACCACGGAUAAAGGAACAACCAUGGGUCCGGGAUGAGCGCCUUGCGAAACCUUUGACCCCAUCAACAAUAGACGCGACAAAAAAUGUUGAUGAGAAAGAGGAAAAGGCAACGAAAGAGGAGCUUUCCAAGGAAAUACAUGUAGUGUCGGUCGAUUUAAACAUUGAAGACAACGCCAAGAAACACAGAACAGACCUGUACGCUCUUACAAAAUCUCGUACGGAUCAAGACGGAAACACUCUACCCCCGGAGCUGGUUAUCAGGCGUGGUCAAAAUUUUGGAAUCAAAAUCAACUUCAAUCGACCCUUCUCACGAGACAAUCACCCCCUACAAUUAGUGAUGUUAACAGGAAAAUUUCCAAAGCCUUCAGAUAUUACAUUAGUGCAGCUCGAACCUCUGAAAUCAGCAAAAACUGAACAUGGCUGGAAGUGUCACAUAAAGGAUAUCAAGGAAUCCUCCGUCUUCUUGGACAUUACGCCGUCCAGUGCUUGUGUCAUUGGCGAGUGGUCACUCAGCAUCAUGACGUCACCAUCCGAUAAAUCGUCAGACAAAGCAUUUUGUUAUGAAGUUCCGGAAGAUAUAAAUAUUCUGCUAAAUCCUUGGUGUAAAGAUGAUCCAGUGUAUCUUUCUGAUGAGAAACUUUUGGAUGAGUAUAUUCUGAACGAUAAAGGAGUCGUGUACGCUGGCAACUAUCGGCAGAUUGGAGGGAGGACAUGGAAUUUUGGCCAGUUUGAGGAGGGUAUACUGGAAAUUUGCUUCCAUCUUCUACGGAGAGCUCAUGGAAACACAGUGAACGCAAAAGGGAUGUCGGAUCCGAUUCAGAUUUCACGCACCAUCAGUAAAAUCGUUAACUGCCAAGAUGAUGACGGAGUGCUUGUUGGAAACUGGAGUGGAGACUACAGCGACGGUCGGAAACCGACUCACUGGUCCGGAAGUCCAAAAAUACUGCGUCAAUAUGAGAAAAAUGACGGAGAUCCUGUUUGUUUUGGUCAAUGUUGGGUAUUCUCGGGGCUCGUGACUACAGUUUGUAGAGCGCUAGGCAUGCCCGCAAGAAGUGUGACAAACUUCAGUUCUGCUCACGACACAGAUUGCAGUCUUACCAUAGAUACCGUCAUGCGUAAAAACGAAAACGGUGAUAUGGAAAAAGUUCCAGAGCUCUCCAACGAUUCAGUCUGGAAUUUUCAUGUCUGGAAUGAAGUAUGGAUGACUCGCAAAGAUAUUGGAAGUGGCUACGAUGGAUGGCAAGCAAUAGAUGCUACACCUCAGGAACUAAGUGGAAAUGUGCACCAAUGUGGCCCAGCAUCAAUCGCAGCCAUUAAGAAAGGCGACUGUUCACUGAACUAUGACACAGGCUUCGUUUUUGCCGAGGUCAAUGCCGACAAAAUGAUAUGGCAAAUACUGGAAGAAGACAAAUGGAAGUUGCUGUAUUCUGAUACAAAUGAUGUUGGGAAAUGCAUCAGCACAAAAGUUGCCGAUGGCAAACCAUUUUCUGCGACUCAAGGAGUAGGCGCUGACAAAUCCAGAGAGGACAUUACAGAUCAUUACAAAUACAAAGAAGGUACACUAGAAGAAAGAAGGAUAGUUACUCGUGCCACUGCAAUGUCCAAGGCCGACCAAAAGAUGGAUAAGGAUAUAAAACUGAGCCUUAUGGAUGAGGAUGGGAUAAUGGUUGGGGAGAAUUUUACGGUAAGAGUCAAAUUAAAGAAAUUCUGUGAGGAAGUGAGGACCAUUGAUAACCUAACAAUAGACGUCUUCACAAAGCGCUACACCGGCGAAAUCGUCUCUAAGGUGACCAGCCAUAGCUUCAAGGACAUUGUCCUUGCUGGAAAGUCAAAAGAAAAACAUACUAUCAACCAUGAAGUUAAAGGAAAAACUUACAUACCUUACCUAAUUGAGCAGUGUGCCAUGGAAAUCCGUGUCAGCGCUCUUGUUAAAGAAACCGGCGCAAUGUACAUGAAGACCGAUGACUUCCGCUUGAGAAGACCCGACUUGUUACUUGAUGUUCCAUCAUUAGUAUUUAAGGGAAUACCGUUUGGUGUAACGGUAUCUUUCAAGAACUCACUUCCAUAUCAACUGACAGAAUGUAAACUGGACCUGGACGGAGUGGUAGAAGAUGAAGAGAUGGAAAUGCCGGACGUUCCUGGGGAUUCUUUGUGGAAAGAAGUGAUUAAAGUAACAGUGAACAGAAGUGGAAAACAUCAGAUCAGUGCUAGCUUUGACAGUGAACAGCUGGUCGACAUCUCUGGAUACAUCAAUUUUGAAAUUCAGGAGUCAAUAUGACCAAUUCGCUAAUCAUAUAUCCACAUGAACUUCUAAGACCAAAAUUUGUCAUCUUAGAGCUGACCAAGAAAUCAACCACCCUUCCUACUAUACUUUCAGGAAAAAUGACCUCCACCUAGUAGUGCAAUAAGGUCACUCUUCUUGAACUAUGCCUUAUCCUGAUGUAACAAAGUUAGCUCAAACAAUAGUAUUUCAUAAGAUCAGAAAUGCUCCAUUAAAAAAUUCUGCUAUACUAACAAUGUCAUUUAUAUCUUCAAUUAAGUUGUUUUUGUAGAAAGUUCUCUUAUAUACAGAUUUAUUCAAUGUUUAAGGAUGGUUUUUAAUUAUUCACCUCUAGUUUAGUUUCAUUUUUAGGUCACCUGAGUCACUCAGGUGACCUAUUGCUAUCUGUUUUCGUCCGUCGUCGUCCGUCGUGCGUCGUGUGUUAACAUUUGAACAUUUUCAGCUUCUUCUCUGAAACCGCUGAACCAAUUUCAGCCAAUUUUAGCAUAUGGCAUCUAUGUGUGAAGGGGAACAAAAUUUGUGAAUAUCAUGGUCCCUGCCCCCCUGGGGCCUGAGGGGUGGGGCUAAAACCACCAAAAUUAAUGCAAUCUUUAAAAAUCUUCUUCUUUACUCCUGG
Molecule: messenger RNA, 5731 nt
Organism: Saccostrea echinata
Lineage: Eukaryota; Metazoa; Mollusca; Bivalvia; Ostreida; Ostreidae
Exons: 31
Coding region: 16-5112 (1698 amino acids)
Biological process (GO): peptide cross-linking
Molecular function (GO): protein-glutamine gamma-glutamyltransferase activity
Source: RefSeq, a predicted model, not a curated record